Molecule: messenger RNA, 10751 nt
Organism: Lotus japonicus
Lineage: Eukaryota; Viridiplantae; Streptophyta; Magnoliopsida; Fabales; Fabaceae
Product: BEACH domain-containing protein B
Exons: 41
Coding region: 316-10071 (3251 amino acids)
Molecular function (GO): protein binding
Source: RefSeq, a predicted model, not a curated record
UCACGCAUUCUGCUUAUUCUUACAAUAAUAUCAUUUCUCUUGAUUUCAUUACCAGACGCAAUUGAAGAAGCUGCGAAGAAAAAAAUCAAGCAGGUUACAGAGAAAUCGCUAUCUCCGAUCCCAAUCCACAAACCCUAAAGCUCCGUUUUCCAUUCAGAUUUGGAUGGCGGUUCGUCAUUGUUAUCGGUGUUGGUUCAGAGUAACUGGGUGAUCUCACUUGAAAAAUUAGUCUCACGAGAAGUGAGAACUGGAACUGUUGGGUAGUUCAUGAAGUGUCACAACUCACAAGUAGAUGGUUGAUCUUAGUGAGGAAGGAUGAAUAUUGUUAAGGGUGUCGCUGACCUUAUCCGGAGAACUUCCUCUGGCCAUACCGGCGAAUCCCCAGGUUUCCAAGCUCAGAAGUUCUCUCCUCCUGGGCCCAAGAUUCGCUUCAGUGACGUUGGUGAUGAGGCAAUUGUAAAUACUCUUUGGGAGCGAUAUGAGAAAGUUGAUGAUAAGGUGGAGAAAAAGAGAUUGCUUCAUGUUUUCAUCAAGCAAUUUGUAGCUGCCUUCAAGGAUUGGGAACCUGUAAAUUCAGGCAUAUUAUUAGAGUCUGCUUCUGUUGAGAAUUUUCCAUCAACUGAUGAUGUGGUUAUUGGCUGUUCAUCUGGACAUCCUGUUGAAGUCAUUCGGGUAUUAGUUGAAGAGGUCACACAGUUAAGCUCACUAGUCACUGAGUUGACCACCAGCACAGUGCAACCGUCAACAGAAUUUUCUGGGGCUGCGACCAAGUUGUUUAUCACUUCUGAAGGAUUUUACAUUUUGGAUGCACUGAAAAUUAUUGCUCGUUCAUUGUAUAAUUGCAGACUUUUUGGAUACUAUGGUGGAAUUCAAAAACUUACAGCGCUAAUGAAAGGGGCUGUGGUCCAACUUAAAACCAUAUGUGGUGCCCUUUCUGCUGAUGAAAGUUUGUCUGACUCUUCUUUGGAGAAAAUCAGGCUGCUUCAACAAAUUCUUAUAUAUGUUGUGUCAGUAAUUUAUAUUUUUAUCGAUUUAGGUACCAAUAUAGACAAACAGGAUGAGUUGUUCUGCACACAUGUUGAUGCUCCAAUCAGCUCUUCAAAUAGUUCAAAGGUUUUGUCUACUGAAGCAAGGUUACAUUGGCGACAGAAAGCAAUUGUUUCUGUGAUGGAAGCUGGUGGUCUAAAUUGGUUAGUAGAGCUAUUACGUGUCAUUAGAAGAUUCAGCAUGAAAGAACUGUUGAUGGAUGAUUCACUUCAGUACUUGAGCAUGAAAAUCCUUUCCUUGGCCUUAUCUUCAAAUUCCCGGGGUCAGAAUCAUUUUAAAAGUAUUGGAGGGCUGGAAGUGCUGCUGGAUGGUCUUGGAUUUCCAUCAAAUUAUGCAACAACUUACAGUAAAUUCGUGUUGACUCAUGGAUUCAGGGAUGAUAAACCAUUGCAAAAAAAUUUUGUGCUCCAUCUUCUUUCUCUGGAAGUUUUAAGGGAGGCAGUCUUUGGGAACGUAAACAACCUGCAAUUUCUUUGUGAAAAUGGUAGGGUGCAUAAAUUUGCAAAUAGUUUUUGUUCACCGGCUUUUGUGCUUCAAGGUUUGGGACAGGAGAAGGAUUUUGCUGGCAAGCAGGCUGUUGGCAUGCCUUGUCUUGACAUACAAGAAAAUGAGAAUCGUGUGAAACCUGAUCCAGUGAUGGCUUCUGCUGACCUUCCAACCAGUGCUUCUUUUUCUCAUUUUUGGAAUGAUUAUGUUCUUAUGUUGAGCAGAAGUCUCUGUUCAUUUCUUUUAGUUCCUGAAGGUUCAAAGUCUCAUGUCCAAGUAUCUUCUGGUCGGCUUGCAUUACCUGUUUCCUCAUCAUAUUGUGAAAUGUCAAUCAAAUGGGUCAUGAGGGUUCUAGUGUCAAUAUUUCCUUGCAUCAAAGCUUGCUCGAGUCAGAAUGAGUUGCCAAGCUUUUUAAGGGUCUUUGUCACCAUUCUGCAGAACACAGUUCUUAAUGCAUUUAGAAAUCUUCUUUCUUCUUCUCCCUUGUCACUUGAAAUUUUUCGUGAAGAGGGAAUAUGGGAUCUUAUAUUUUCAGAAAAUUUCUUUUACUUUGAGUCAGCAUCAGAAGAAUCUGCUGGACAGAUAUCUGCAUACAAUAAGAAGUCUGAAAUAUUGUCUGCUUCAAGUAACACUAGUGAUACAAGUACAACAGAAGUUAAAGGAGUUAAUAGUCUACAGAUGGAAGCACUGUCAUUUGUGGAAUUUGCUGCAACUUCUAAUGGAAAUACUCACAACAUGACUGAAUUGUCUGCAUUGCUGGAUGCACUUGAACAUUCUGCUUGUAAUCCUGAAAUUGCUGGUGUUCUUGUGAGGACUUUGGUUCGCAUUUUGCACGUAUCCCCUGAAAAAACAGUUGCUUCCUCUAUGACCUUGAAUGCAGUUUCUCGGGUUCUACAAGUUGCCUGUGUUCAAGCACAAGAGUCUAGAAGAUCUGGAAGCAUGAAUCCUUCCAGUGUGAAUAGUGGCAUAGAAGUAUUGGUAUCAGUGCAAGAUCAACAAAAAUGCAAUUCACCUGACACUGUACAAAGUUGGUUUAGUUGUAUGAAAAUGUGCAUGGAGUUCUUUACCAUGUUUUUAGCGUCCGCUGAAGAUACUAGGAGUUUGAUAUUGCAUAGUUUUACAUGCAUUGAUUGCUUGUUUGAUUUAUUUUGGAUAGAAGAUUUGAGAGAUGAUGUGCUCAGACACAUACUUGAUCUCAUGAAGAUUAUACCAUUCUCUGAGGAAGAUAAAAAAGCAAAGUUGCAGUUAUGCUCUAAGUAUUUAGAAAUGUUUACUCAAGUAAAAGAACGAGAGAAAAGCUUUGUUGAUCUUUCUAUUAAUUUGCUGGUUGGAAUGAGAGAUAUGCUCCAAGCUAACCAGGCAUACUAUCAGGCUCUAUUUCGUGAUGGGGAAUGCUUUUUGCAUGUUGUAUCAUUACUUAACAGUGACCUUGAUGAGGCAAAUGGGGAAAAAUUAGUUUUAAAUGUACUCCAAACACUUACUUGUCUGCUUGCAAGUAAUGAUACCUCAAAGGUUGCAUUUAGAGCUCUAGCUGGAAAAGGGUACCAGACUCUGCAGAGCCUGCUGUUGGAUUUUUGCCAAGGGCAUUCAAGUGAAAGCCUUUUAGACGCUUUGCUUGAUAUGCUUGUUGAUGGUAAAUUUGACAUAAAAAUGAGUCCUAUUAUAAAGAAUGAAGAUGCAAUAACAUUAUAUCUGAUUGUGCUGCAAAAGAGCAGUGAGUCGUUGCAGCAUCACGGGCUAGACGUGUUUCAGCAACUACUAAGAGAUUCCAUUUCUAAUAGAGCUUCUUGUGUCAGAGCAGGAAUGCUUGAUUUUCUUCUUAAUUGGUUUUCUCAAGAACACAAUGACAGUGUGAUCUUUCAGAUUGCCCAGUUAAUUCAAGCCAUUGGCGGGCAUAGCAUAUCAGGGAAGGACAUUCGCAAAAUCUUUGCUUUACUGCGAAGUGAGAAAGUUGGGAUGAAGAGGCGGUACUGCUCUAUUUUGUUAACAAGUCUCUUGGCAAUGCUGCAUGAGAAGGGGCCAACUGCCUUUUUUGAUCUUGAUGGGAUUGAUUCUGGUAUCAUUCUUAAAACGCCUCUGCAGUGGCCUCUCAACAAGGGAUUUUCUUUUUCCUGUUGGCUCAGGAUUGAAAACUUCCCUAGACAUGGAACAAUGGGUCUGUUCAGUUUUCUUACAGAAAAUGGAAGAGGGUCGUUGGCUGUGCUUGCAAGGGAGAAGCUCACUUAUGAGUCAAUCAACCUGAAGAGACAGCGUGUGGACCUGCACGUUAAUUUAGUCAGGAGGCGAUGGCAUUUUCUUUGCAUAACUCAUAGCAUCGGAAGAGCAUUUUCUGCGGGUAGCUUGUUGAGAUGUUACCUGGAUGGUGAUCUUGUUUCAUCUGAAAGAUGCAGGUAUGCAAAAAUCAGCGAAUCAUUAACAAGUUGCACGAUUGGUGCUAAACUUAAGAUGCCUCACUAUGAAGACAAUGCGCCCUCGUUCGAAUCUAUCCGUGAUUCAUGCCCGUUUUCUGGCCAAAUUGGUCCUGUUUAUUUGCUUAACGAUGCCAUUUCUUCUGAACAAGUACAGAGUAUCUACUCUCUUGGUCCGAGUUAUAUGUACUCUUUCCUUGAUAAUGAAGCCUUACCUCUUUCUGGUGAUAAACUGCCGGGUGGGAUUCUUGAUGCCAAAGAUGGUCUCGCAUCUAGAAUUAUCUUUGGACUCAAUGCACAGGCAAGUGUUGGUAGAAUGCUGUUUAAUGUUUCACCGAUAAUGAAUCAUGGAUUAGAUAAAAAUUCUUUUGAAGCAGCUGUAAUUGGUGGGACUCAGUUAUGUUCAAGGCGCUUACUGCAGCAGAUAAUAUACUGUGUUGGUGGUGUAUCUGUGCUUUUCCCUCUUAUCAACCAGUGCAGUAAAUUUGAAAAUGAAGAAGUUGGAAAAUCUGAGAAAACAGGACUAACAGAGACGGCAAGGGAGUGUGUGACGACUGAAGUUAUUGAGCUUAUUGCCUCUCUUUUAGAUGAGAAUUUAGCAAAUCAGCAGCAGAUGCAUAUUGUAUGUGGAUUUUCUGUCCUAGGAUUCCUGUUACAAUCCGUUCCUCCUAGACAACUUAAUUUAGAGACUCUUUUUGCAUUGAAGCAUCUUUUUAAUGUUGUUUCAAAUUCCGGACUGACAGAGUUGCUUGUGAAAGAGGCUAUAUCUAGCAUAUUUCUUAAUCCUCUCAUCUGGGUUUACACUGUUUACAAGGUGCAACGUGAACUAUACAUGUUUCUGAUCCAGCAAUUUGACAAUGAUCCUAGAUUGCUGAAGAGUUUAUGCCGGCUUCCACGUGUCCUUGAUAUAAUUCACCAGUUCUAUUGUGAUAAUGCUAAGUUUCGAUUAUUUAUUGGAAGGGACGCCCUUCAACUUGCUGAUAGCAAUCAAGUUAAUGGCAAAAGGCCUAGUAAAGAAGAGAUGCAUAAAAUCCGUCUCCUUUUGCUAAGUCUUGGUGAAAUGAGUCUCAGGCAGAACAUUGCUGCUGGAGACAUAAAAGCUCUCAUAGCAUUUUUUGAGACAAGUCAGGAUAUGACCUGCAUUGAAGAUGUCUUGCACAUGGUUAUCCGUGCUGUUUCCCAGAAAUCUUUACUUGCUUCUUUCCUUGAACAAGUUAAUAUCAUCGGUGGCUGUCAGAUUUUUGUCAAUCUUCUCCAGCGGGAGUCCGAGUCUAUCAGAUUGCUGAGCCUACAGUUCCUUGGAAGGCUUUUGGUUGGCCUACCAUCUGAGAAGAAGGGGUCAAGAUUCUUCAAUCUCCCAAUGGGUAGAUCCAGAUCUAUAUUGGAAAGCCAAAGGAAAAUCAGAAUGCAACCAAUUUUCUUGGCUAUAUCUGAUAGGCUUUUUAGCUUUCCACAGACAGAUAAUCUAUGUGCUACUUUAUUUGAUGUUCUUCUUGGUGGUGCUAGCCCCAAACAGGUUUUACAAAGACACAACCACCUUGAGAGGGUGAGAAGCAAGGGCAGUAGUUCUCACUUUUUACUUCCUCAGAUGUUACCUACGAUUUUCAGAUAUCUCUCUGGCUGUGAGGAUGCGUCCGCAAGAAUAAAAAUUAUCAGAGAUAUACUUGACCUCCUUGAUUCAAAUGCUUCAAAUGUUGAAGCUUUUAUGGAAUAUGGGUGGAAUACCUGGCUAACAUCUUCUAUAAAGCUUGGUGUGUUAAAAGACAACGAGGCCAAGUUACUGAAUCAAGGUGACAGUGGGAUGGAUGAGCUGCUUUUGGUGAGAAAUUUGUAUUCUCUUGUUCUAUGUCACUAUUUGCAUUCUGUAAAAGGUGGCUGGCAACAGUUGGAAGAGACAGUCAAUUUCCUUCUUAUGGACUUCAAGGAAGGUCAAAAUUCAUAUCGAUUCUUUCUUCGUGAUAUAUAUGAGGAUUUGAUUCGCAAUAUGGUGGAUCUUUCAUCGGUGGAUAAUAUUUUCAUGUCACAACCCUGUCGAGAUAAUACAUUGUACCUUCUGAAAUUGAUUGAUGAAAUGCUGAUCUCCGAAAUUGAUAAAGAACUCCCGUUCUUUGGAUGUGACUUUGAUUCUCACCUUGAUUUGGAAAUUGAAUGUCACAAGGAGUACAGCUCUGCCUUAAAGGAAGUGUUGAUAGGAGAUGCUGAUGAGCAAACAUCGAGAAAACCACGGAAUUUUAGGCAGUCAAUACCAAAUGAUGAGUCAAUUGAUGAGAAAUGGUGGAAUCUAUAUGACAAGUUGUGGGUUGUUAUUGGCAAGAUGAACGGUAAAGGACCCAGCAACACGUUACCCAAAUCAUCGUCAUUUGCAGGACCAUCUCUUGGUCAAAGGGCACGUGGUUUAGUUGAGUCACUGAACAUUCCUGCUGCUGAAGUGGCUGCAGUUGUUGUAUCAGGAGGGAUUGGCACUGCUUUGACUGCAAAACCUAACAAAAACGUUGAUAAAGCUAUGGUUUUACGAGGAGAGAGGUGCCCUAGAAUUAUUUAUCGCCUUGUUAUUCUAUAUCUGUGCAAAUCUUCUCUUGAAAGGGCAUCACGGUGUGUUCAACAGUUCACCUCACUUUUGCCUUGCCUUUUAACUGCUGAUGAUGAGCAAAGCAAGAGUAGGUUGCAGCUUACUAUCUGGGUGCUGCUUUUUGUUAGGUCACAGUAUGGAAUGCUGGAUGAUGGUGCUCGCUUUCAUCUUUUAUCACAUUUGAUUCGAGAGACUGUCAAUAUUGGAAAAUCAAUGCUUGCUACUAGUAUUGUGAGCCGAGAUGACACCUUGGAUCCUAGCUAUAACUUUAAAGAUGCAGGAUCCAUACAAAAUUUAAUUCAAAAGGAUCGAGUUCUGGCUGCAGUCAGUGAUGAAGCCAAUUAUAUGAAGAUGUCAAAAACUGACCGCACCCAGCAGAUACAGGAACUCCAUUCCAGAAUAGAUGAAAACACCUUGGCAGAAUCUACUAGUAAGAAAGCUUUUGAAGAUGAGAUACAAAAUAGCUUAAACUCUGUUCUAGCUUCGGAAGAUAGCAGAAGAGUUGAAUUCCAGCUUACUUAUGACGAGGAGCAGCAAAAUGUUGCUGAAAAAUGGAUACACAUGUUGCGUUCAUUAAUUGAUGAAAGAGGUCCAUGGUCUACUAAUCCUUUUCCAAAUUGUGUUGUAACACACUGGAAACUUGACAAGACAGAGGACACUUGGCGACGGAGGCUGAAACUAAGGCAAAAUUACCAUUUUGAUGAAAAUCUUUGCAAUCUUCUUUCUGCCACUGCUAGUGGGGGUGGUACUCCUGUCAAUGAAAGUAAUCCUGGUUUUGUGGGUAAAAUACCUGAACAAAUGAAGCAGCUCUUGCUGAAAGGGAUGAGAAAAAUAACUGAUGAGGGGAUCAUGGAUGCCAAUGAAACAAGUAAUGAAAUAAGUGGACAGAAGACUCCAAUUCUCCCCGAUCAUUCAGAUUGCCAAUCAUCUGACUUAUCAAAGGAUACCAGUGACAGAAAGGAUACUAUGCAAGAACGAAAAGAGACUUCCUCUUCAGCUGAGACAGAAGCCAGUGAGGUGCUUGUGUCAAUUCCAUGCGUUCUUGUAACCCCAAAGAGAAAAUUAGCAGGUCAUUUGGCAGUCAUGAAAAAUGUUUUGCAUUUCUUUGCUCAAUUCUUGGUGGAAGGUACUGGUGGAUCAUCUGUUUUUAGGAACUUCGAUUCCUCAGCUAAUUCUGAUCUGACCAAGUCUGAUCAAAAGCAAAGAUCAUUGAAGUGGCCUGCUUCUAAUAUGGAUCUUCAGAAGGGAAUUACAGUUGGUAACGUAGAGGUAUUAAAUGGGCAUGGGGCUGUUAAAGUUUUGAGGUGUGUUAAACGGCAUCGUAGAUGGAGCAUGGCCAAGAUAAAAGCUGUUCAUUGGACUCGGUAUUUGCUCAGAUAUACUGCGAUAGAGAUUUUCUUCAGUGAUUCUGUUUCCCCUGUAUUUCUGAACUUUGCAUCACAGAAGGAUGCAAAAGAUAUAGGAAACUUGAUUGUUACUACAAGAAAUGAAUAUUCACUAUCCAAAGGAAGUGGAAGGGAUAAGAGUGGAUCUAUUAAUUUUGUAGAUCGAAGAGUAGCACAAGAAAUGGUUGAAACUGCCAGAGAAAGCUGGAGGAGAAGGGACAUAACAAACUUUGAGUAUUUGAUGAUUCUCAAUACACUUGCUGGAAGAUCUUAUAAUGAUUUGACCCAGUAUCCUGUCUUUCCUUGGGUCCUGGCUGAUUACUCGUCAGAGGUUCUUGAUUAUAACAGAUCAUCUACAUUUCGAGAUCUGUCAAAGCCUGUUGGAGCACUUGAUACUAAACGAUUUGAGGUUUUUGAAGAUAGAUACCGUAACUUCUGUGACCCCGAUAUACCUAGUUUCUACUAUGGAUCUCAUUACUCAAGUAUGGGCAUUGUGCUUUAUUACCUUCUUAGAUUGGAGCCCUUUACCUCUCUUCACCGUAAUCUGCAGGGGGGUAAAUUUGAUCAUGCUGACCGCCUGUUUCAAAGCAUUGAGGGCACAUACAAAAAUUGCCUUACAAAUACUAGUGAUGUGAAGGAGUUAAUACCUGAGUUCUUUUACCUGCCUGAGUUUCUUGUCAAUUCAAACUCUUAUCAUCUAGGAGUUAAACAGGAUGGUGAACCUAUUACAGAUGUUUGCCUCCCUCCGUGGGCUAAGGGUUCACCAGAAGAAUUCAUUAGGAGAAAUCGUGAGGCCCUUGAAAGUGAAUAUGUUAGUUCAAAUCUCCAUCACUGGAUCGAUUUGGUAUUUGGUUACAAGCAACGUGGUAAACCUGCUGUAGAGGCAGCAAACAUCUUCUACUACUUAACCUAUGAAGAAGCUGUCGAUCUGGAAACAAUGGAAGAUGAUUUGCAAAGAUCUGCUAUAGAAGAUCAAAUAGCCAACUUUGGUCAGACUCCAAUCCAGAUGUUUCGUAAGAAACACCCAAGAAGAGGGCCACCUAUUCCAAUUGCACAUCCACUGUACUUUGCUCCUGAUUCCAUCAGUUUGACUUCCAUUGUUUGUAAUGCAAGCCAUUCUUCAUCAGCUAUACUUUAUGUUGGUCUGAUGGACUCGAACAUUGUGCUUGUGGAUGAGGGUCUCAACUUGUCUGUUAAGAUGUGGUUGACAACUCAACUGCAAUCUGGUGGAAAUUUUACAUUCUCUGGUUCCCAGGACCCAUUCUUUGGAGUUGGUUCUGACGCACUUUCUCCACGUAAAAUUGGGAUUCCUGUGCCAGAAAAUGUUGAACUUGGAGAACAAUGCUUUGCAACAAUGCAAACACCCUCCGAGAAUUUCUUAAUAUCAUGUGGCAAUUGGGAAAAUAGUUUUCAGGUCAUAUCAUUAAGUGAUGGUAGAAUGGUUCAGAGUAUUCGACAGCAUAAGGAUGUGGUUAGCUGUAUUGCAGUUACAUCUGAUGGAAACAUCCUUGCAACCGGAAGUUAUGAUACAACAGUAAUGGUUUGGGAAGUUUUUCGUGGUAAGACCACAGAUAAGAGAAUGCGCAACAGUCAGUCUGAGUUGCCCCGUAAGAACUAUGUCAUAAUUGACACUCCAUGUCAUAUCCUUUGUGGGCAUGAUGAUAUAAUAACGUGCUUAUAUGUUAGUCAUGAGCUUGAUAUAAUAAUCAGUGGAUCGAAAGAUGGAACUUGUGUAUUCCAUACCCUGCGAGAAGGUAGAUAUGUCAGAUCCUUAAGGCAUCCAGCAGGUAGUCCAAUAUCAAAGCUGGCUGUCUCUCAGCAUGGUCAGAUUGUGAUUUAUGCUGAUGAUGAUCUUAGUUUGCACCUUUAUUCAAUAAAUGGAAAACAUCUUGCUUCCUCUGAAUCCAAUGGACGCCUUAAUACUAUCCAAUUGAGCAAAUGUGGCGAGUUUUUGGUAGCUGCUGGUGACCAGGGGCAGAUUGUUGUUCGCUCUAUGAACACCCUUGAACUUGUUAAGAAAUAUCAUGGAGUUGGAAAGAUUUUGACAUCUCUAGCAGUAACCCAAGAAGAAUGCUUCUUAGCUGGCACAAAGGAUGGAAGUCUCCUUGUCUAUUCUAUAGAAAACCCUCAGCUCCGGAAAACUAGCCACAACAAAAAUAUAAAAUCAAAACAGUAACAGAAAAGAUAACAAUAGAAUGCAGAUGAAGAUGCAUGUGGAAUUUUAACAGUUAGAGCUGCCCCGUGAUGACUGUUCCUGGUUUGCCCACUGACUACAUUCUUGAGAUUGUGCUUAAUAAAACUUACAUGUUGAUCAUAUCACUUUCUUUCAUGAGUUUUGGGUUUCAUCCCAUGAGUUCUUGGCUUGUGGAUACUGAAAUAACAUUUCAGACAACCAGCUUUACCUGAAUAUAGAAAGCCUAUUUUGACUUCUUUCAUACUGGAAUAGAAGAGCGGAUUGAAUUAUCACAUUCUUUCUGAACAUCAAGAGGCAAUCAGAUUCCUGGAUUCAGCUUUUUCAGGCUUUAAAUUAUAAGGGAUAAAGACGUCGGGGUUUUGUUCAUACAUGUACAUUAUGUUCGCUAAUUCUUCAAUAGGAUGGCCGGGAUUCUUGUGCACUUAAAAUUGUAGCUGUGAGCUACUAUUAUCUUUGGGUUUGUGUUAACCUAACACUAGUAUAUUGUACAGACAGGCUCCAAUGCCUUAUCUUUACAGCAGAAAGUAUCUCAUCUCCAAUGUGUUGUAUCUUACAGCAAAAGGACUAAUCUUAAUAUAGAUUGUCAGGGUUAUUUUAGAGUUCUAAAAUCUGUGUGGGAGAUCAACGACGGGGAAUUAUUUAUCCCCUUAAUUUUGCUUUCA